This is a messenger RNA of Oncorhynchus gorbuscha (pink salmon), 2663 nucleotides long. RefSeq names its product transmembrane protein 196-like. NCBI's taxonomy places the organism in Eukaryota, Metazoa, Chordata, Actinopteri, Salmoniformes, Salmonidae. The transcript has 6 exons. The coding region runs from base 853 to 1422 and encodes 189 amino acids. The record is from RefSeq and is a predicted model, not a curated record.
AGAGAAAGAUAAGCCCAGUGUUGUUGUGUUCACCAGGGUUGUGCUAAUGACACCAGCUCGUAUCUGUGAAUCUGCCCGGGAGUCGCGCGGGGAUCCGAGAGUCUCUGGAGUCUAAACUAAACUGAAUGACCAGAGGAGGAGGAGUCCCACUGUCUGAGUGAGUCUCUCUCUCUCUGUCUCUGUGUGUGUCUCUGUGUGUGUCUCUGUGUGUGUCUCUGUGUGUGUCUCUGUCUCUGUGUGUGUGUGUCUCUGUGUGUGUCUCUGUGUGUGUCUCUGUCUCUGUGUGUGUCUCUGUGUGUGUGUCUCUAUGUGUGUGUGUGUCAGAGAGAGAACUGGAGUGCGUGUGGCUCAGGUCGCAGAGGGGAGUGUGUCUGUGCAAGCGUUUAAGCACCAUGGACAGCAACCGGGAGCCAGUCUCAUUAACAACCAACCAGUGGGAGGUUUAGAGCAGCCCGCUCUCCUCUCAGUGUUGACCGGAGGAGCUCCCGUUGCCAGCGACAGAGACGACUCACUUUUGGAUUUGGAAAUCAUGAUCUAGUCUUUGUUCAUGCAGGAACGGGAUAUGGACUAACAUCCCGCCACCCGCCAAGGGCCGACAGGCGGACACCGGCUCCAGGCUCGGGUUGCUAGUUGGCACAAAAACAUGACAUUUUUUGAAACGGGAUGAAACAGGGAGGUACCUGAACUUAUCCAUUUCAGUUCAUCUUUAUUUAAUCAGAGUAGUGACUGUUUUCCGGGGAGUAGCUUAAGAAACGCUAGUUUUCGUUUCAAAACGUUUUGCUGCCGACCCUCCUGAUUGAGGCCAACCUAGGAGGACAGACCGGCUGGUCUCAAGGAGGAUGUUCGGGCAGGAUGUGCUCCAGCCGGAAGAUCCUGUGGAGCCUGCUGCUGCUGUCAGUGUUGGAGGUGGGUCUGGGGGUGACCAGUAUCGUCCUGGGAGCCGUGGGGCUCAGGAGGGUCAGGGAGGAACACAAGCUGCAGCAAGGAGACGCUUCUCCCGUCUGGAGUGGCAUGUGUUUUCUAAUCUGUGGGAUGUGUGGAGUACUCUGUUCCAAGAAGAGGACUGGACUCAUCAUGAUUCUGUUCUCAGCUUGCUGUAUCUGUGGUCUGAUUGGAGGGAUUCUCAACUUCCAGUUCAUUAGGGCGUUGUCACGACGACCAGACUCUCUACGUUCCCUACACCUAGCAGCCAUGACUAUUGCCUGCCUGGGUAUCUCUUCCUGUACUCUCUCAACCUGGUUAACCUGUCGUCUGGCCAAUUCAGAACAACAGAGGAUGUUUCUGGAGAGAGAACACUCACUACACCACUCACACGAGAUGGCUGAGAAGGAUUCAUACACACACGGAUCUUUCGAGAUCCUUGACAACUUCAGCAAUGGGAUUCCCCAGAUCUCCUACAAUGCUAACACCACAUCUCCUUAACAAUGGACACACCUUGUUGCCCUGACAACUGGCACAUCUUGUAACCCUGACAAUGGAACCACCUUGUUGCCCUGAUGAUGUACACACCCUGUUGCCCUGAUGAUGUACACACCCUGUUGCCCUGAUGAUGUACACACCCUGUUGCCCUGAUGAUGUACACACCCUGUUGCCCUGAGGAUGGACACAACUUGUUGCCCUGACAACGGAGUGACAUCGUGUAACAGAGCUGAGCAGCAUUAUUACACAGCUGUGUGUGUAGAGUACUUCAACACAGGUGGAAGAAGUUUCCCAAAAUAAAACAACAAUGAACGCUAUUCUUGGACAAGUUGUUACGAGUUCUGAUAGUCCCAACACACACAGUCACAUGACAUAUGCCCUCACAGACAGGAGGGACAGACAGCCAAUCAGACACUUCAAACUAAUGAUCACAAAACACGCAUGCAAUUUAUUUAAAAUCUCUCUCCCAUUCCUCUCUCUCCCAUUCCUCUCUCCCCCUGGUUCUGGCUAUAUGAAUGUAGGUGUAUGAAGGAACAGUGCUUUAACGAUCUCAUGCAGAGCAGAAUAUGGAAUUCUUUAAAGUAUCAGACAUACAACCAACGAUGCACACUGUAGAGCUGCUGUGGGUAAACCUCCUGUAGAGCUGCUGUGGGUAACCCUCCUGUAGAGCUGCUGUGGGUAGAGCUGCUGUGGGUAACCCUCCUGUAGAGCUGCUGUGGGUAGAGCUGCUGUGGGUAACCCUCCUGUAGAGCUGCUGUGGGUAACCCUCCUGUAGAGCUGCUGUGGGUAGAGCUGCUGUGGGUAACCCUCCUGUAGAGCUGCUGUGGGUAGAGCUGCUGUGGGUAACCCUCCUGUAGAGCUGCUGUGGGUAGAGCUGCUGUGGGUAACCCUCCUGUAGAGCUGCUGUGGGUAACCCUCCUGUAGAGCUGCUGUGGGUAACCCUCCUGUAGAGCUGCUGUGGGUAACCCUCCUCCUGUAGAGCUGUUGUGGGUAACCCUCCUCCUGUAGAGCUGCUGUGGGUAGAGCUGCUGUGGGUAACCCUCCUCCUGGAGAGCUGCUUUUCUCCAGCAGUGCCCUAACCAGAUCCCGAAGCAGAAGCCUACACACACAGUAACUCUCCAGGAGGCAGGUUAGCUUCCCACUCCUGCUGUAUGUUCAUGCUUGUACUGUAUAUCAGGAAAACAAUCAUUAUGGAGUUACAAUAUUUUUCUAUAGGCUUCUUAUAACAUUGAAAUAAAACUAUG